Messenger RNA from Sebastes umbrosus (honeycomb rockfish), 6838 nucleotides. RefSeq names its product rho guanine nucleotide exchange factor 9. The transcript is spliced from 15 exons. Lineage: Eukaryota; Metazoa; Chordata; Actinopteri; Perciformes; Sebastidae. Gene Ontology annotation, molecular function: guanyl-nucleotide exchange factor activity; protein binding. The coding region runs from base 385 to 4086 and encodes 1233 amino acids. The record is from RefSeq and is a predicted model, not a curated record.
CACAGAUCAGUGUGUCGGCGUCUGCAGGAGCUUACAGGGCAAGAGUUCACCGGUCUGUCGCUAACUCCGGGAGUUUCUCUCAGUUUCUCUCAGUUUCAUGAUAGCUGACGAAGUUUAGAGACAUAAAAAAAAGCUCAAAGACAUGACAACUGCGAAGGAGUCGCUCUCCGCAACAUAACUGCAGCCUUACUCAUGGAUAUAAUAAGUUAAGCCCGUGAAACACACUGUGAGAGAGGCGGUGGGUUUUAUGUUGGCUUCAUACGGACAGGCGACGACGACGAUGCCCAUUUAAACGGGGGGAACGCUUUCUGCGGGUGUUUGAGAGAGAGGCCCGAGACAUGAUGUCCAUUGGAGCUGAUAGCUGACACUGUAGAAUGAGAGAGGAUGGAACAGACAGACAACCCUGCCCCUGUGAGCAACAACCCUAAUGGGUUUGUCAACCGAGUGUUUAAUGUUUCUCUGGACGUGGAGAAUGAGACCAGCAGUGUUUAUAUUCAGGAGACUGGACCAGGGCCUGCAGAGGGGCAGGGGGAGACCCAGGCUGCCUCUUCUCAGACCCCUGUCAAGGACAGACAGGAGGUCAACCGGAGACCCCGUGCCACGGGGGGCAUCUGGAAGAUCUUGAACCGAAAGAGAGGUGCCACGGAGCUGGAGCGCAGACCCCACUCCAUGAUCCUGCCUGGGGAGGCUUCAAUCCCUAAACUCUCGUUUGCUGACAAAGUUCGCUCCUUCAAGAAGCUUAAAUCCCCCUCUGUGUUUAGAGGGAAGACGGGGAAAUUGUCCAAUGCCAAGUUCAGCAGCUCCUUAGUGGAUGAGGAAUCGUUCUGCCGCGACAUUGGCACUCCUCAGCAGUCCAGCAGGAGCACGCUUAGGCACCGUGGCAAGAGGCACUCCUAUGCUGGCUACACAGCAGAAUUUGACUGCUCGUUCGAAGACAUCGACCUCGCAGCGCCUAUAGACGGCCACCAGCCCGCUGUGGUGGGAGAGGCUGUGACUCAGAAUGGUUGUAAACCAUCAGAAAGAGUUUGCUAUACGAAAAGAAGCCAUAACAAUUCAACCAACUGUAACAACACAGCUGCAGGCUGUGAAGAGCCUAGCAGUAAAGGUAGCCCGAGCACCCACCAGGGUAGAGGGAGGAGGCAAAAAGAUGUGUGGAGUUACCUGAGGAGGAUUUCCCUUUUGGGGAAGGCCAAUCCAGUCUUCUCAGAGAGGAGCUUUGACUCUGAGCUUCCCUCUUUGGACAAGACCAUGGACUCAGACUAUGGUUCCGUAGAGUUUGAGAGCGUCAGAGACAUUCACUCACCGCCCCCAAAACACUCUGACACCAAGGGGCACUUUGGUGGUCUGUUCAAGUUUUUUAACAGUGUAGCAGAGACAGCCAGAAAAUGGCGGACAACAUCACACUCCUUCUCUCCUCCAGAGGGAGAGAGGACGCCGAUGAGCUCCCCACGGGCCCCACAACCCACAGAGGACAACAUUCACAGUGUGUCCCUGACACUUCACAAUGAAGGACUUCCAAAAUCCCAGCAUAUUCCAUCAUCACCAGUGACCGCUAUAUCCUCACACCCCAGUAGCCUUGACAGCGAGGCGCCAGCACCUGUGACAGGUGGACGAUCCCCUAAGGUGGUCCUGAGAGCCUUUAGGGCAUGCCCAGGAGCUCGAGCUGUCAAUGGCCUUCAGAGCUCUGAGGGCACUGACAAACAUGUAGACAGAGAGACAAACCACAGGUCCACAGCCAUAGUAGAGAAUCAUAUCCCCCAGUCAGGUCCAACCACAGAGACUAAAACAGAAGCAGAGGUUGAAAGGGAUCCAUUAAACUGUCUCUGUCUAGAGGAAAAGGUAGAGGGACAGACAGGAAAUGAACAGGAUUCCAGGGAUGCUCCACCUGACUCCCACCAGAUACAGGAAGUGAAUGUCCAAUCACAACAAGGUGAUAAAGAGAGCACAACCAAUAGCGUACCAGCAUCAGAUUCCACAGAGGAAAUAUUUAAGCUGUGCGAGCAGAUUGCCAGCCAGACAGGCUGCGGUGUAAGACAGCCGUGCCCAGCCGUGCCCCACUCUAGCACAGAGAAGACCUCUGUACCUCACAGGACCUCGCGCCCUCGUCUUCGACCGGCCUCAGCUGUACUGGACCUGUGGAGGCCCAACCCGGACUGGGAUCUCUACAACCAUUAUAGCGAGGUUGGCUCGCUGUGCCGGCGGAGACGCAGGCCUGCUCCCACCAUGCAGCACUCUCCGGGGCAGAGGCGGACGGGUGCUCGCCCCAGGCCUUGCUCUGUCAUAGAGACCAGUGUUACUAGGGAGACGCAGUCCACGGAGCUGCACCACAGAGCCUUGUCUCGUCCCCCGGGUGUGUCACCGUUAGAGCCCCCACUAAGGGCGUCUCUCCAGCGGUGCCGCUCCCUGCCGCUGCCCCCCAGCACCCUCGCCGCCUUGGCGCGGCUCCUGCCUCAGUCAGACAUGGGUCAGUCGUCAUCGUCGGUGCGUCUACGGUCUGGAGGCUCUGGUAGCUGCCGGAGGAGGAGGCUGUUGAGACCUGGUUCAGAACCGCUGCAGGUCAACAUUUUGAUAAGUGGAGGCUCAAUCGUCAACGCUGAGGCGGUAUGGGACCAUGUGACCAUGGCGGACCGGGAGUUGGCGUUUAAGGCCGGUGACGUCAUCAAGGUGCUGGACGCCUCCAACAAGGACUGGUGGUGGGGCCAGAUUGACGAGGAGGAAGGAUGGUUCCCUGCCAGCUUUGUACGGGUGGAACCCCACCCUCCUCAGCCCCAAACAAAACAGGUUUUCUAUAUCAACCCCAUAGCAACUCCACGGUUCCAAAACACCACAUCAAAGCUGUGGGUGAACCAGGAGGACGGGGGAGUGGAGUCGGCCGAGGGGACUAGCGAGGUGCAGAAUGGGCACCUGGACCCGACCAAUGACUGCCUGUGUCUGGGCUCGCCCCUCCAGAACCGAGACCAGAUGAGAGCCAACGUCAUCAAUGAGAUCAUGAGCACAGAGAGACACUACAUCAAACACCUCAAGGACAUCUGUGAGGGCUACCUGCGCCAGUGCAGGAAGCGUGUGGACAUGUUCAAUGAUGACCAGCUGAAGGUCAUCUUUGGGAACAUCGAGGACAUCUACCGCUUCCAGAUGGGCUUCGUUAGAGACUUGGAGAAACAGUACAACACAGAGGACCCCCACCUCUCUGAAAUCGGACCAUGCUUUUUAGAACACCAAGAUGGUUUUUGGAUCUAUUCAGAAUACUGUAACAACCACUUGGAUGCCUGUAUGGAGCUGAGCAAACUGAUGAGGGAUGGCAGGUACCAGCACUUCUUCGAGGCCUGUCGCCUCCUCCAGCAAAUGAUUGACAUCGCCAUAGACGGCUUCUUGCUCACCCCUGUCCAGAAAAUCUGCAAAUAUCCACUCCAGUUGGCCGAGCUUCUUAAAUACACUGCGCAGGAGCACAGUGAUUAUCGAUACGUGGCAGCAGCGCUGGCAGUAAUGCGGAACGUCACUCAGCAAAUCAACGAGAGGAAGAGGAGGCUGGAGAACAUCGACAAGAUCGCCCAGUGGCAAGCCUCUGUUCUGGACUGGGAGGGAGAUGAUAUCUUGGACAGGAGCUCGGAGCUCAUCUACACUGGGGAGUUGUCAUGGAUCUAUCAGCCGUAUGGACGCAGCCAGCAGCGAGUCUUCUUCCUCUUUGAUCACCAGCUGGUCCUCUGUAAGAAGGAUCUGAUACGCCGGGACAUCCUGUACUACAAGGGCCGUAUCGACAUGGAUCGCUACGAUGUGCGGGACGCCAUAGACGGCCGUGACGACGACUUCAACGUCAGCGUGAAGAACGCCUUCAAAUUGUGCAACAAAGACAGCGAGGAGCUCCACAUCUUCCUGGCCAAGAAGCCGGAGGAGAAGAUCCGCUGGCUCAGGGCCUUCCACGAGGAGAGGAAGAUGGUGCAGGAGGAUGAGAAAAUUGGUUUUGAGAUCUCUGAGUACCAGAAGCGGCAGGCAGCCAUGACAGUGAGAAAGGUGACCAAACAGAAAGGUGAGGCAACAAGAAGAUAUCAGAUCGGAUCCAUGUUCUGGCAGUUAGCUCGGCGCCGUUAAGUGAUUUACAGAGGACUGCGUGGCCCGAUCAGAUUGAUUUGGUUUAUCAAAAAUGUCCCCGAAAGCUGCUGUGGGCGAGAUCCCGCCGUAUGAAAUGUUAGAAAAGAGAGGAUUUACCAAUUUACACACAUCAUGAAGGUUCUUUUGGAAUGUACACAAGUCCAAAUGGUUUGUGAUCAUAUCUUGACCUCAGAUUACAGAAGUACAUUUUGUGUUACUUAUUAUAUCACCUGAUGGACAGUACAUAAUACAGUAUGACAACUUGUGCAAUGUGAUAUAUCAUUAUAUAUCUUCACUAUUCACUACGACGUGAUAUGAAAGAGUUAUAUAUCGUUCUAUGUCAUUUGUUUGCCUUCUUAUAGGCCUUAUAACCUAUUGGAGAAAAAAAAAACCUUAGACUUGCUUUGUAUGUUGUGUAAUUUAUGUUUUUGUUUCAGUAAAAGAAAGUUGAGAAAUGGGUGAGUCGGCUGCUGGUGUCUGUAGAGAUGGCUCCCAGUGAGAUCGUUUUGGAAGAUAAUUCCCCCGGUCUGGCACAGCAAAAAGAUAUGGUUCCCAGGCCAUGAUAACCUCAGGUCCCGUGCUGCGCCCACCCCCAUUCCCUUACUCCACGCCACCACCACCACCACCAACAACAACAUACAGACACAAGCAUGCAGGCAAACACACACAUUAUCAUGCGCACUUGCUGGCCCGUUCUGCUGCGGAGAAGAGAGAUGCUAUCUAACAGUGCCUUCCAGCAUUCCACUAGUGAUUAUCUAUUCAGUUUCACAGGCAGAUUUGAAUUAGUCAUGUAUUUUCCCUUCAGUGUGGGACUUGCAUCUCUCUCUCUCUCUCUCUUUCUUUCUCUCUCUCUUUCUCUCAUGCACACUGGGAAUUCCUCGUUCCCCAGUGCACGAGAUCCACUCGGACAGAAACUUUAGAGGUCAGGCCUUUUUCCAUAUGAGUAGAUACUGUGCUGUCUGACUGAAACACACCUUAUUAUAUUAUAUCACACAACGUACAUAGCGGUAAUUUUAUUGCACAAAAAGAUUCUAAUUUCAGACGUUUAGAAACAUAGAAUUCCUUUAUUGUUACCUAUUUAACAUGCUGAAAGAUCAUUUGAAUAUAUUAUCGUAGGAAACCGAUUUUCAUUAGUCAAAGUUUCACUUUUCAAAGUAUAUUAUUAGCAGUGAGUUAUGAAUCAAAAGAAGAAUCAUCUAUUUUAACCUGUAUCACACUGUAAAUAAUGUAAAAAGAACAGAUCAUAUAUUUGGAUAUUGGUAUUUUGCGUUGGAGACGAAUGUUGUUCCAGUUCUAGCGUGCGGUAGACCUCAGUACCAGGUAAAUGCAUGCUCGUGGCAUCCAAUAUUUUGCAUGAGACUUUAGACAAAUCUUAACAGAUUGUUUAGUUUCAUUUUUAACUUCCAACGGGAUUUUUUUCCACACGGCGGAACCACUCAUCUGUGAACCCAUGCCAUCUCACUAAAGGGAGUUCUUUUCUCUGUCCACCUGUCUCCUGCUCACGACACAUCACAGGUUGUAGCUUCUGUUUUUUAUUUAUUAUAAGUAGAGGUGGGACAUCUUUCCUCACGCUGAUCAUCAAACACUGAACUGUUGAUAGGUGAAAUGAAAGGCACUAAUGCUCUCUUUGCCCAGAUAUAUUGGGUAUUAUAAACUGUAUUCUAAAUCUUUUUUCUUUUCUUUGACUCCAACCUGCACUGUCAUGGUCCAAACUGCUGGUUAUUUUAUUUUAUUUUUUAAUGCCAUUAACCGCUGAAGCAAAACGGGUAUAAUUUUUCUAUGACAACAGUGAACCAAAUAGGAGUUAGCACUGAUCAUGGGUGUUUGUGUAUAGAUUUGUAGUCGAGCAGAAGAGCUGAAUAAAUGCGAAACCUCUCGGGAUGAGCUAAAAAUAAACAUAAUCCUGAAGACACACACACACAGUACUUCAUUGCCAUUCAUAUCACGCUCUUGUUUCUACUUAAGAAAUGAUUCUUUGAAGUACAAUGACUUGACAGUACAAAUUAAUUCCUCACUUGUAUUUAUUGAAUGCAGUAUUAAUUAAAUAGUAACAUUUUGGCCACUGCUAAAAGGAUGUAUAUAUUAAUUUUUCUUAUAUUACUAUCAUUCUGACCUUGUACUGAGAGCUGAGAGGACAGCCUUCUGGUGUGGAAGAUUUCUUUUUUUCUAUUUCCGGUCAUAAAACCAAGACAGCCAAUUUAGCAGACUGUCCAUUGGAUGCAUUAGAUUUAUGUAAUUCCUUUUAGUCCAGGUUAAACGUGAGCCACCAACCGUCACAUUUAGCUUAGCAAAACCUGAACUCCUCUUAGUGUAGUUUCAGAACAGUCAGGGUACAACAGAGUCUUCAACGAGCCAUAUAUCGAUGUGGUGUUCAAUGACAGCAAGGUUAACAGAAGACUGACAUCCUCACUUUUGGAAUCUAUUCAUUGUAUAUUACCAUCUAGUUUCAGGUCUGGAGUUUUUUGCCUAUCACAGAAAAUUUUACUCACAGUAUCCAUAUUCCUUUCGUCACCAUAUGCAAACAUUUGUCAUUUUCUUUCUCGCUGGCCUUUUGAGUUUAUUUGUUGUAGAAAUGAAAAAUAAUGCCUAUUCAAUCCAGAAACUGUGAAUGGGAGAGUGGAGAUGUCAAACUGUAUGUACAUUAUAUGUUUUGAUGUAAUCAGAAGCACUGGGAAUAUGUUGUACUUCGCUGUAAAAAUAAAUCCAUAUCUGAUAUAGCUGUACUUUUGUUGAAAAUAAAACCUCUACAGAA